AUGGCGGUCCGCGCUCAGUUUGAGAACUCCAACGAGAUUGGUGUCUUUGCCACCUUGACCAACUCAUAUGCUCUUGUCGCCCACGGCGCUAGCGAGAACUUUUACAGUGUCUUCGAGGCCGAGCUCCAAGACCUCAUCCCCACCGUCCGCACCACCAUCGCGGGCACCCGCAUCGUCGGCCGCCUCACCGCCGGUAACCGCAAGGGCCUCCUCGUCCCCACGACCACCAGCGACCAGGAGCUCCAGCACCUGCGAAACUCCCUCCCCGACGCGGUCCGCAUCCAGCGCAUCGAGGAGCGCUUGUCCGCCCUCGGCAACGUCAUCGUCACCAACGACCACAUUGCCCUCAUCCACCCGGAUCUCGAGCGUGAGACCGAGGAGAUCAUCGCCGACGUGCUCGGCGUCGAGGUGUUCCGCCAGACCGUCGCCGACAAUGUCCUUGUCGGUUCUUACAUGAGCCUGUCCAACCAGGGUGGUCUCGUCCAUCCCAAGACCUCGAUCCAGGACCAGGAUGAGCUGUCCUCACUCCUCCAGGUUCCCCUCGUCGCCGGCUCCCUCAACCGCGGCUCCAACGUCGUCGGCGCCGGCAUGGUCGUCAACGAUUGGCUGGCCGUCACCGGUCUCGACACCACCGCCACCGAGCUCAGCGUCAUCGAGAGCGUCUUCCGCCUCGGCGAGGGCCAGGGCCCCAGCAACAUCAACACCAGCAUGAAGGACACCAUGGUCGAGAGUUUCUACUAA
This is a messenger RNA of Ilyonectria robusta, 741 nucleotides long. RefSeq lists its product as uncharacterized. The coding region runs from base 1 to 741 and encodes 246 amino acids. Gene Ontology annotation, biological process: maturation of 5.8S rRNA; ribosomal subunit export from nucleus; maturation of LSU-rRNA. The transcript is spliced from 3 exons. The record is from RefSeq and is a predicted model, not a curated record. Gene Ontology annotation, cellular component: cytosol; nucleolus; preribosome, large subunit precursor. Lineage: Eukaryota; Fungi; Ascomycota; Sordariomycetes; Hypocreales; Nectriaceae. Gene Ontology annotation, molecular function: ribosomal large subunit binding.